Messenger RNA from Xiphophorus hellerii (green swordtail), 4037 nucleotides. It is a transcript of the gene zfyve9b, whose product is annotated as zinc finger, FYVE domain containing 9b. The coding region runs from base 898 to 3543 and encodes 881 amino acids. NCBI's taxonomy places the organism in Eukaryota, Metazoa, Chordata, Actinopteri, Cyprinodontiformes, Poeciliidae. Gene Ontology annotation, cellular component: early endosome membrane. The record is from RefSeq and is a predicted model, not a curated record. Gene Ontology annotation, molecular function: metal ion binding. Gene Ontology annotation, biological process: endosomal transport. The transcript has 16 exons.
AUUUAAGCAGGCUGAUCCAGUUUCUCUGAUGCUGCGUCGCAGGGUGAUGAUAAAGAACGCUGACACAGCAUUGGCCGAGCUCCUUGACCGCAUCGUUUCAAACAUGCGUGUUUGUGUCCGCACCCAUGACCUGUCCGGCUGGAUGUGAUGUAACCAAGAGGAUGUCGCAUUGCCGCCGGCCGGCCGGGUCUCGAUUACCGCGUGGCAGGAUGAAAGCUCUUUCGCACGUGUGUGCCGAAUGCGUCACUGUCCCGAUAAAUAGAGCGCGCGAGGAGCGAGAUGCUGCGGCCGCUUUCAGUUUUUUUUUUUUUUUUUUUUUUUUUUUUACGCGGAUGCUUCUGCAGCAGGAGCGACACCACCGGGCCCGUUUCCCUUUCAUUAAAGCUGCAAUGCAGUUUGAACUGCAGGAUUAGUCAUUUAAUUAGCCUUCAGCUGAGACGGACGAGCUCCAUCAUCAAACAGAAGUCUACUUGCAAGUAUUUCGCCAAAACAUUUUGUUAAUCCUAUGGGUUGACUAGAGCUGUAGUCUGCUUGACUUCCUCUCACGCGUCGAUAUUUGCAGUUCAACGAGCCAUUAGAAAUCGAAUCGGUGAUUGGUUGCGGCUGCAGAAGGUUACAAAAAUUAAUGAAUCAGGGUAGAGAGAAGGAGGAGCUUGUAUCACUGGUUUGCAUAUACAGAUAAAACCAGAUAUUUACAUGCGUUGUAUAAAAGCACAGCCUUUUUUUCCCUCAAUUUUUUUUUUUUUUUUUACUUCAACGUCAGCCUUCAAACAUUUGGGAGAGCCAAGAUGAUGAUGAUGAUGUCAUGACUUUGAUGAAGGAGACAACCCAUCUCUACAGGACUCCAAGCAGCAGUGGCUGAACAGACCUUGCCUACUGGUCCUCAAAGAUGGUGACAUGACCAAGCCUGGACUGAGCUCCAGUCAACUCCGACCACAUUCUCCCUCCAAAGCCUCCUCGGAUGAGACAAUCAGAAGGCAAUGUGGGCAAAAACCACUGGAGCGUCCAACCAAAGCAGCAUCACAGUCCCAGCUGGAGGAAGGCAGCUGCACUGUGACCACCAUCUCCACAUGGGGUGAUGAUGACCCUUCUAGCACCCUGGUUUUGAGCCCCGCCGAGGCUGCCUGGCCGGAAGAGGAGGAUCAGGUGGAAGGCGUUCAGUCUCAAGUUCUCCCGUCCAAAGAGGAGUCUGUGAUUGAGGAGAAGGAAAGGGAGGAAAGUGGGUUGGAGCAGGCAGAGCAUUUUUCCAGCUUAGAUGAAGCUGCAGCAUCUUUCGCUUCUUCACACGAGAAUCCGUGCAUUAGGACGCGGGAGUUCAGGAAGGUCAAAUCUAAAGGAGGAGCCGAGACAAGUGGAGGCAAGACCCAGGGAGCCGGUGAGGACGAAGCAAAGGGGAAGAAUGCUGAUCCUCCAACGGAUCCUGAUAAUGACUCCCAGAUGAGCCCCUCUGGAGUUCUGCCUGAGGAUCAGGGUGACGUCCUGGGGGAGGUGGCUCCGGUGUGGGUUCCUGAUGCUGAAGCUCAGGUCUGCAUGAAGUGUGGGACAAAGUUUACAUUUACCAAGAGGAGGCACCACUGCCGUGCCUGUGGCAAGGUGUUUUGCGCGCUCUGCUCCAAUAUGAAGUUUAGACUAACACAUCUGGAUGGCAAGGAAGGAAGGGUUUGUGUGUCCUGCCAUUCAGCCCUUGUCAAGAGGACUCCUCCGAGAGGGAAAAGGAGGGUGUGGUUUGCAGAUGAAAUCCUCACUGGCCAGCAGUCUGAGUCUGCUCCAGCCACACCAGUGAGAGGACUUACUUUCUCACCCCUGAUGAGGCGGGACUUGGGCGAGCCUGCUAGAAGUCCUGCUGGUUCACCACAGAUCAGGAGAACCUUAAAACCACACAGGACUACAAUUAAUGAGGCAUGUGGUCCUCAUGGCUGGGGCCCCACAGCCUUAGUGAGCAGCUCUGCCAACCUCAUCCCCUUAGACGGCCUCCCGCCCAUCCUCACCUCUACUGGAGUCAAAGGAGAUUACACCGUGGAGGAGAAGCCCUCUGAGAUGCUACUCAUUCAGGAGCUGGAAAGCGGCCGGCCAAAGCCACUGGUGUUUGUCCUCAAUGCAAACCUACUUGCUAUGGUCAAACUUGUCAACUAUGUCAACAGGAAGUGCUGGUGUGUGACGACGAAGGGGAUGCAUGCUGUGGGCCAGGUGGAGGUGGUGGUGCUCCUUCAGUGUCUGCCUGAGGAGAAAAGUUUCCCCAAAGACAUUUUCAGUCACUUCCUCCAACUUUACAGGGACACCGUGACUGGGAAGGUUGUAAGGCACCUGUCGCUCUUCCUGUUUGGCAGCCGAUUCUUAGGCAGCGAGGAUCAUGCAGGCUUCAUGUACGUUUGCUCCACACUUCAGUCGCUUCAAGGUCUACCUCUGCCCAAUCAGCCCUACCUCUUUGGCCUGCUGGUCCACAGAGCGGAGGUGCCGUGGGCUAAAGCCUUUCCCCUGCGCCUCAUGCUGAGACUUGGGGCAGAGUAUAGAUUUUAUCCCUGUCCUCUGUACAGCGUGCGGUUCAGGAAGCCCCUCUUUGGGGAAAUAGGUCACACCAUAAUGAGACUGUUAGUCGACUUUAGGAAUUACCGCUACAGCCUACCAUUAGUACCGGGGCUCACUGUGGAUCUAGAGGCUCAGAAGACUCUCAUAAACAUACCGACUACCGGGUAUAAUGAGUUAAUGAAGGCCAUAAACAAGUCCAAUGAACAUGUGCUGGCAAUAGGGGCAUCCUUCAAUGAGACAGCAGAUUCCCACCUCAUCUGUGUGCAAACCGACGACGGCCAGUACCAAACCCAAGCUAUCAGCAUCCACAACCAGCCUCGCAAAAUUACUGGAUCGUGCUUUUUUAUAUUCAGCAGCGCCCUGAAAGCCUCGGCAGGUUGCCUGGCCAAGUCCAGCAUCGUAGAGGAUGGGCUUAUGGUGCAGGUCACCGUGGAGACCAUGGUGGAGAUCCGCCGGUCGCUCCGGGAGAUGAAAGACUACACCGUCACAUGCGGGCGGCUCGACCAACCAGAGAGCCGGGAGCUUGUCUGUUUACAGUGGGUGGAGGAGAAGUGCACUGUGAAUAGGGGGGUCAUAAGCCCCAUCGAUGGGAAAUCCAUGGAGUCCAUCAGCAGUACAAAGAUGUUCCAGAAGUCAGAACACAAAGAAAAUGGGAAGAUCAUCCGCUGGACAGAAGUGUUCUUCCUGGUGAGAGGACACAAUCCCAAGAGAGGAGUGACCGACUCCGCCGAACAGAGCCGACUUACAGAGCGCAUCGCCCGGGCAUUUUGCCUGGCCCUGUGUCCACACCUGAAGCUGCUGAAGGAGGACGGCAUGGCUAAACUGGGGCUGCGGGUCACUUUUGACUCUCAUGAGGUGGGAUUUGUGGCUGGGAGCAAUGGGCAGCCUCUCCCAGCCCAGUACCUCAAUGCCCUGGAUAGCGUGUUGAUCCCAGUCAUCCACAGCAGGGGCCACAAGAGGGGCGAACAGCCUUUAGUGAUGGAGCUCAUCUUUUACAUCCUGGAGGACAUCACCUAAAGCACGCCUGCACUCCUAAUAAUUAAUCUUCUAACUCAGACCACAGCUCCAUCUCGCUCUCCAUCAUGAACAUUAAUUUCCACCAAAAGACCCAACCUGGAUCACAUCCAGAGCCAGCAGGCAUUUCAGCUAUUCUUCACAAGAGUGAAGUGGUCUGACUCUUAGCUUCAUCUAGCUCCACCCGCUUACAAAAAAACCUGCAUGAUGGACCAUUGGAACAAAGUGCAGUUGCUGCACUGUAGUUGGACCUCAUUUGCUUAUGAUUUUGCCUUUAUGUCUAUGCUAGGCCUUCUUAUGGAGAAGACAUUCAAAGUGGGAGCUGAAUUUAACCCCCAUGACCUUAAAAUAAUGACUAUAAGAAAUUUAAUGUAGAAGAUAUGUAGCCAUUUUACACACACUGAAUGAAUGCUUAAAGAAUGUUUUCUUACUGCUUGGGUUUUAAUUAACUAUUCACAAAGAGUAACGUCUGCUUGAAAAUAAACCUGGAACGUUGA